Messenger RNA from Larimichthys crocea (large yellow croaker), 1058 nucleotides. RefSeq names its product jumping translocation breakpoint (gene jtb). The transcript has 6 exons. Gene Ontology annotation, cellular component: centrosome; membrane; midbody. The record is from RefSeq and is a predicted model, not a curated record. The coding region runs from base 274 to 726 and encodes 150 amino acids. Gene Ontology annotation, biological process: mitotic cytokinesis. Lineage: Eukaryota; Metazoa; Chordata; Actinopteri; Sciaenidae.
GGUUCUCCGGUGUCAGGCCGCGGAGGGUUCGGACGGAUUCGGUGCUUUAAGUCGACAGAGUUAACGGUCAGUUUGUGUCUCUGCCGGUUUUAACGGCUUUGUCGCCUCUGUUUCCCGCGCUCACUUAAAAUGGCGGCUGAGCGAAUGACGGUUACCAUGGAAACAGACUGAUAGACAGGAAACCAGCUGCGAGUCGGACAGGAAACGGGUCCAGAACCGGGUCAGUGACGGGUCAGGGUGGCUGCGGCGUCGUCCUGGUGGAGGAGCCGGCUGAUGGAGAGCGACUGUCGGAUUCCCAUGGCCUGCUGUCGGCCUCGAGUGCUCGUCCUCCACGCUCUGUUCUGGGGCCUCGUGUCGCUCAGGGUCUUUGGAGCGGCUCUGCUGAGUGAUGAGAGAACCUCAGUGGUGAAAGCGGUGGUCGCCCCCUGCUGGCUGCUGGAGGACUUCGUAGUGACCACAGAGUGUUUGCAGUGUAACGCCUUCCAGACUAGGACGUGGUCAGCGUGCGGAGCGACGGGAUACGUGGAGCGAGUCAACUGCACCAAAUCCAACAGGGACGAGCACAAGAGCUGUCGCUCCACUGUGAUGGAGGAGCAUCUCUUCUGGAAGUUUGAGGCGGCCAUGUUGGCUCUGACAGCUCUGUUCGGCGUCCUGGUGGUUGUCCGUCAACGCUGGCUCGACCGGCUUGCCUCCGAGAAGGUCCGGCGCCAGAUCGAGUCCAUCUAGGACGGCAGAGACACCUGGACCGAGUGUGUUUAUCUACUAUAACGUGGAGGUUAAAGCGAGCUGGGGUCUGGACUGGACCAGGACUCGAGAACUGUUUAGAGUCUGCUGGACUAAAUCCAGCCUGAACUGGAUCAGAACCAGACCUGACACGUCAGGAAAGACUGUUUUGCCUUUACGUUUAAUUUAGAUCAUUGUUUUCCAGGACCAGAACUGUGUCCAAUAGGGGCUGUAAAAGGGACAGAUGGUUCUGUUGGUGGUUCUGGUGUCAGCUCACUUUGUUCUGAUGUAAACCUUCUGUGAUUGGUCAGAAAAUAAAGAACGAGAAUGUUUGA